Molecule: messenger RNA, 1446 nt
Organism: Eriocheir sinensis (Chinese mitten crab)
Lineage: Eukaryota; Metazoa; Arthropoda; Malacostraca; Decapoda; Varunidae
Exons: 1
Coding region: 544-1107 (187 amino acids)
Biological process (GO): monoatomic ion transport
Cellular component (GO): membrane
Molecular function (GO): extracellular ligand-gated monoatomic ion channel activity
Source: RefSeq, a predicted model, not a curated record
AGCAAUGGGUUUAAAAACGCGUGGCUCUGAAUAAUUACCACUGGUGUAAAGCUCUAUAUUUCUCGUAACAUUUUCACUAUGCCGUGUGUGUGUGUGUGUGUGUGUGUGUGUGUGUGUGUGUGUGUGCCGUCACCUGCGUCUCAUCAACACCUGUGAGUGGGUGCAGGUGUGCCGGCCGUCACUCAUCCUCACGCCGCCGAUCCCCUGAGCCAGAAGCCGUACAGGUGUGGACGUGUGCCUCCGAGGGUGUACAUGUGCUAGUUUCAGGGAGAGGGAGGGGAGGGGGGAGGGUGGGGAGGGCGGCGUGCGUGCGUGCGGGCCCCGUGGCUGCAGGAGGCGGAGUGGCGGGCCGCGGCGGGCGUGUGGCAGCAGGAGGGCCGCGGCGGGAGGCUGUGCGCGAGUGAGGCGGCCCGGCGGUGUGAUGGCACUGGCGGUGGCGGUGCUGCGGCGCGCGUGUGUGGUGCAGGGACUCGGGGAGGUGGUCGUCAGUAUGCCGCUGGCCAGUGAGGGGAGCGGGCUGCUGUCGUACGCCCCCGACACGUCAUGGGGGCCGCGCCACUCUGCUGGAGGGGGGCAGCGCUCGGAGGGACUCUGGGCCCGCGGCCUCCUGGGGCACCGCCCGCGGCCGCCCAGUGGACACAAUACACUGUUUGCGACAGAACCCGAGGGGGGCGGUGCCCUCCUGAAGGUGCGGGCGGUGGUGGCAGUGGUGGAGGGCACGGUGGGGGAGGUGGUGGUGGGAGGGGGGGGUGUGGGCGUGCAUGGGCGUGGGUGGUGGUGGCGGUAGCAUGGGCGGUCGUGCUGGCGCCCACCUGCCACGCCAACCCGGACGCCAAGAGACUCUACGACGACCUGCUCAGCUCCUACAACAGACUCAUCCGCCCCGUCGGCAACAACUCCGACAGGCUCACCGUCAAGCUGGGCCUCAAGCUCUCCCAGCUCAUCGAUGUGGUGAGUACCGUGCCGCAGGGCUCACCACGCCCUCUGCUGACCCUCCGCGGGGCACCGCAGCGCCCCCCGCCCCUCGCCGCCGCUCCGGGCACGAGGCGGGGGCGCGAGGGUCGUCCCGAGGCAACUUUAGGUGCGGGCCAGCGGUGGGCGGAGUAGCUGGUCGUCGCCUCACAGUUAUCGACACGCCUCCUGCCACAGGCCAGCCCGCUCGGCCGCCGCCGCCGCUGCGGACGUCCCCGCAUACUGACCGGCUGCCCGCUGAUCCUGCCGCCGCUCCUGCUGCUGCAGUCUUACCCUAAAGCCGCUUACCAGUCCUGCCGCCUUUGUAAAGCCUGCCGCGGCCAACACGGUGCUAACGGCGGCAUUAAAACUUUCUAACAUAUCCUGGCCCCGGCGGCAGCAGCAGCAGCAGCGGCGGCAGAACCUUCAACAGGCGCCGUGAUCAAUGCCUGACCCUCACCACAUCACGACACGGAAAUAGGCAAAUUAACGGUG